CCACGAAGAAAUGACUUUUGGAGGCUCGGAAGGUGUUAUUCGUAAUCAGCUCGUUAAACUGAAUCUGAAUAUGUAUAAUAAAGUCAAAACAAAAUUCCACUUGAAUUUUGCAUUAGCUGAACCUUACUUUUUAUACGAGGCUUUGAUUCUACGGCUAAAGCGGAGGUUAUGAAAAACUCUUGAGGCCAAAAUCGCAAUAAGUUACAAAAUUUAAGAAAAAGUUAACUACAAAAUCGUCUAAAGGUGGCAUCUCCAGUGUUUUCAGAUUUUCUCCCUCAUUUUACAUUGCAGAGGUUUUAGCAAUAUCUCAUUCGAAAGAGCAUACGAAACUGCAUGGGCUCAUAUAAUUUUCAAAGUUUCUGAGUUUGUACUCGACACGAACAUCGACAACAGAUUGUGUGGCUGCAGUCAUGCUGGACGAGUCUACAAAAUCUGCUGUCGAAGGCCAACUCCCGUUUAUCUGAAGGUUGACGUGCAGUCGCCUACUAAGCUGCAUCGACCCGAGACGAAAGACCGAUGUAUAUUUUUCAAUUAUGCUUCCGUGGUAAACUCUUCUGAAAUGUUUUGCCAAGAGCAAAAAACUUUGUAAUAAGUUGUCGUUCUCCUGUAAUGGCUGAAAUUCAUUUUCAAGUUUACAUUCGUUUUCUAAAUCACGAGAAUCGUGUUUGCAAGAAAAUUUCUAGAGAUUUUACACUGUACAAAAUGUCAGAGAAAAUUUCCAUCUAGAACUCUAUAACGUCUUUCGUAAUCUUUGGGAUAAACAGGCUUUUAACGAAAUCCGACAUUUCAAUGUUCAAUGGCUUUUCUUGGUACCGUGUAAGGUACUCUUUCGAGUCUGGUCGAAAUGACAGUACACUUAAUAAACUUUAGACUGUGUUGGUUGGAACCAAUAUGGUGUGACCGUAGCUGGUAGUUCCUCCGUGUCAAGCGUUAUGUACAUUGGUGACUAUGGGAAUAAUCGUAUACUUAAAUGGAGUCUCGGUGCUACAAGUGGUACUAUUUUCGCCGGUGGGAACGGCUAUGGGUGUGCAUACAAUCAAUUCCAAGAUAUUUACGGAAUAGUUAUGGAUAGCGACGGGUAUCUGUAUGUGAGUGACUUUUCAUGCAACUGGAUAUUAAAAUUUCCAUCAGAUUCAAAUUCAACAACAAUGGGCAUCUUAUUUAUAAAUCUUACAUUAACAAAACGUCUGUUUAUAGAUCUAUUAACAAAUGAUUUAUACGUAACCACUGAUACCUCCGUUGUCUAUAAAAUCUCGGUACAGAACAAUGGUACUAUCGACAAGACCAUUAUUGCUGGCGUUUAUGGAUCUGCGGGUAGUCGUUUGAAUCAAUUACAUUCUCCAAUUGGCGUCUAUUAUGAUUAUCAAACUGAGUAUCUUUACGUAGCUGAUUACGGGAACCAUCGUAUUCUUCGAUUUCCAUCAAAUUCAACAGGUGGUACGAAUGGGACAGUUGUGGCCGGAAUUACGGCAGCAGGUGGCAUUAGUUCAAAAAAAUUGAAUUUGCCAAGAGAUUUAAUUGUUGAUAGAAAUGGAAUUAUGUAUAUCUCUGACGGCGGCAACAAUCGUGUUCAACAAUGGCUGCCAGGAGCUAAGAAUGGUACAACAAUUCUUGGAUCUUCAACAGGUGCCACGGGUACCGGAGCAAACCGGUUUAAUAUAAAUCAAGCUUUGGCAUUCGAUUCACUUCAGAAUUUAAUUGUUGCUGACGGCAAUAACAACAGAGUACAAUUUUUCAAUUGUACUCUGAUUACUUAA
This is a messenger RNA of Didymodactylos carnosus, 1757 nucleotides long. The record is from the annotation of a GenBank genome assembly. Lineage: Eukaryota; Metazoa; Rotifera; Eurotatoria; Philodinida; Philodinidae.